GCCCCACACGGCCCCACCUCCGCGAGAAUACCGCGAGAUAAGCCUUCGUGCCGCCAUUGGCGCAGCACCUGAUGGGCGCCCUAAUGCGCUGCUCGCCAUGGCAACUUUGGGGGUUCCCGCUGCCAAGCAUCGUGUCUUGCCGCUUGCCAUCCUGUCUUGCCGCUUGCCAUCGUGUCUUGCCGCUUGCCAUCGCGCACUUCCAUUAGGUCUCGAUGCGAUGCUUCCGCGGCGAGGCGGGAAUGCAAGCCCACGCGCUGCCCAAUUGGCUGUUGCGUUGUGCCUCUGCCUUGUCCGCCCUCAGGCUGCAGUGUCCGGCUGCAGCGUCCCCAACGCAAAAGGUGUCCUCCGUCAGGGGUGUUUACACGAUGGCGUCAAGCUACUUUCGUCCCCGUGGGGCUGCGCGAUCGGCGAGAAACACGUGCGACGCUGGGGUGAUAGGGGGUCAUACGGUGAUGUGAUGGCUUCGUUGCAAGCGGCGCGAUAUGAGGGGUGUGUCGCGUGGCUUUGAUGCGAUGUGCCGUCGUCGAGGAAAAGGGGGCAAAGUCCAAGUCUACCGGUAUGCCCGGGGUCGGCUCGAUGCCCCCAAGAC
Molecule: messenger RNA, 589 nt
Organism: Lasiosphaeria miniovina
Lineage: Eukaryota; Fungi; Ascomycota; Sordariomycetes; Sordariales; Lasiosphaeriaceae
Exons: 1
Coding region: 98-508 (136 amino acids)
Source: RefSeq, a predicted model, not a curated record